Molecule: messenger RNA, 2070 nt
Organism: Salvia hispanica
Lineage: Eukaryota; Viridiplantae; Streptophyta; Magnoliopsida; Lamiales; Lamiaceae
Product: protein RETICULATA-RELATED 5, chloroplastic-like
Biological process (GO): plant organ development
Cellular component (GO): chloroplast inner membrane
Source: RefSeq, a predicted model, not a curated record
UCUGUCGCAGAGACGCCUCGUUUUUGAUCAAAACCUUCACUUCACCCUCACCCCUAAUUCACUUCUCUCUCUGAGGGAGGUAUUAGCUCAAGGGGAAUCAAGAAUUAUCAACCAUUUCUCCACGACGAAGUUGAGCCCUAAUCUUCAAAUCCAGUAUCCCGCUCAAACCAGUUCGGAUCACAAAACAGAGCGAAAGAUGUCUCAUUCAGUCUUCCAAACAGCGCAGAUUAUGCCUCUCGCGCCAACGACCAAAUCCUUGUCGUCCACCUUGCAGCCAAUUGCAACCAUUUCCCUGCGUCCAGCAUCGCCGCCGUUUCCCGGCAGGCGGCGGAGGCAUUAUUUUACAGUUAGGGCUUCAUCUUCUGCGUUGGUUGACGGUGACGCUAAUGCGCACCUUGAGCGAUGCUUUCAGGCGUCUCCUGAUGCUCCUUCUUCGACUCCUUCUUCCAGCUCCGUGGAGUUUGGCCCCACUAUGAAGGGGGGACAGUACGGGGCGUUUGGAGCAGUUACCUUGGAGAAAUCGAAGCUGGAUAUGACGAAGAAGGAAACUAAGUCUAGUGCUCAGAUUGAAACCGGGGGUGGAGGUGGCAAUCAGGGGAAGGGUCUUAGUCAUGGCGGUGGUGAUGGAGGCGAUGAUGGUGGCGAUGAUGAUGAUUACUUUGACGAUUUUGAUGAGGGUGAUGAGGGAGACGAGGGUGGACCGUUUAGGAGAAGGAUCAUUCUGGAGGAGUUGUUUGAUAGGAAAUUUGUUGAUGCUGUAUUAAAUGAGUGGCAAAAGACAAUUAUGGAUUUACCAGCUGGGUUCCGUCAAGCCUAUGAAAUGGGUAUGGUUAGUUCUGCUCAAUUAGUAAAGUUUCUUGCAAUCAAUGCCAGGCCAACCACAGCAAGGUUCAUCUCACGGUCUAUUCCCCAAGGAUUGUCUAGAGCAUUUAUUGGCAGGAUGAUUGCCGAUCCUGCAUUUAUGCUCAGACUGCUUCUUGAGCAGGCAAGUACAAUUGGUUGUUCUGUUUUGUGGGAGAUCCAGAAUCGAAAAGAGAGGAUAAAGCAGGAAUGGGAUCUUGCCCUCAUCAAUGUGCUCACUGUGACAGCUUGCAAUGCAAUUGUUGUUUGGUCUCUUGCCCCCUGUCGUUCAUAUGGAACUACCUUCCAAACUGAUUUGCAGAAUACUCUGCAAAAGCUCCCUAAUAAUAUUUUUGAAGCUAGCUAUAAAUAUAGAGACUUUGACAUACAAAAGAGACUUCUAUCAUUCCUUUACAAAGCUGCAGAGUUAAGUAUGGUAGGUUUUACUGCCGGAGCUGCACAGGGGGCUCUAUCAAAUUUUUCAGCCAGGAAAAAAGAGGGAAGGUUAUCAGUGAGCGUUCCAUCUGUUAGCACCAAUGCACUCGGUUACGGAGCUUUCCUUGGUCUCUAUGCCAAUCUGCGCUAUCAACUUCUAUGUGGUUUUGAGAGAGCUACGACCAGUUACUUCGAUGUUAUAGGAGUAGCUCUGUUCUUCAGCGCUGCUUUGAGGGUCCUGAAUGUUCAAGUGGGAGAAACGUCUAGGUUGGCUUGGCUUGGUGUUGAAGCUGAUCCAUUGGUUCAAUCGGAGGAUCUCCUGAAAGCUUACAACAGACCUUCAGAAGGCGUAAACCAGUCUUCUUCAAAAUGGUUCAUAUCCAAAAAUGCUAUUGUCUCUGGGCUCGGGCUUCUUGGGAUCAGACAAGGACAAACCGACUCUAAAGUUGAGGGUGAUGCACCUGCGCCCAAGGCUAGAAGGAAGAGAAUUGUCAAAAGGAAGGUGGCAACAAGUUGAACUGUGCUUUUUAACGCGGGCUUUGAUUUUCUACCUACCAUAUAUACGAGAAUGCUCAGUGCGCAUGGCUAACGAGCUAGUACGUUGUUGUGUUACUGUUGAGCCGGGCCAGACAAGCAUUGAACAAUUUUGAUGGUUCUCGGGAUAGCGCCAUUUUUAUCGAUUUUUUCCUAAUUUUUAGCCUCUCUAACGAUUUUAGCAUGAUCAUGUGACUCGCAGACUCAAUUUUUGUAAGAAAGUUUAUGUAAGCUCGUUAAUGAUGAAUGAGGUGCAACACA